GCUUCCACUUCCAUUUCUUGGGCUGUCCGACGUGGCACUGUCCAGAGGGGACCUCUGUUCGAAGGCAGGCUGACAGCAUUCCUCUGUCCGGGGUCCGAGGCUCGGAGCUGCGAAAGCUGGAGCCGGGGGGUGGUGGCGGUGUUUGAGGGGGGCGUGUCUUCGGGAGCGGAAAUGUCAGCCCUGUGCCUCUGGGUCCUUCCACCGGUUGGUCGCGGCUGCUGGGUGAGAGCGAGGAGGGAGUCUGGGAGCAAAGGUCCGUACCCCUGGACACCUGGCCUUGGAUCCAGCCUGGCCAUGGCGCUGUGCCUGAAGCAGGUGUUCGCCAAGGACAAGACAUUCCGUCCUCGCAAGCGCUUUGAGCCCGGCACACAGCGCUUUGAGCUGUAUAAGAAGGCUCAGGCAUCACUCAAGUCGGGCCUGGACCUGCGCAGUGUGGUGAGGCUGCCACCUGGUGAAAACAUCGACGACUGGAUCGCCGUGCACGUGGUGGACUUCUUCAAUCGCAUCAACCUCAUCUAUGGCACCAUGGCUGAACGCUGCAGCGAGACCAGCUGUCCAGUCAUGGCAGGAGGGCCCCGCUAUGAGUACCGCUGGCAGGAUGAGCGCCAGUACCGGCGACCUGCCAAGCUCUCUGCACCACGCUAUAUGGCCUUGCUCAUGGACUGGAUUGAGGGCCUCAUCAAUGAUGAGGAUGUCUUUCCCACACGUGUUGAGAUGGGCAGCAGUGAACCCCUUCCCAUCGAAGAAAGUGACAAGAGGAAAAAGAAGAAACGGAAGGCCCGGGCCACUGACUCCUUACCAGGAAAGUUUGAAGAUAUGUACAAGCUGACCUCUGAAUUGCUUGGAGAGGGAGCCUAUGCCAAAGUUCAAGGUGCUGUGAGCCUGCAGAAUGGCAAAGAGUAUGCUGUCAAAAUCAUUGAAAAACAAGCAGGGCACAGUCGGAGUAGGGUAUUUCGAGAAGUGGAGACGCUGUAUCAGUGUCAAGGAAACAAGAACAUUUUGGAGCUGAUUGAGUUCUUUGAAGAUGACACAAGGUUUUACUUGGUCUUUGAGAAAUUACAAGGAGGCUCCAUCUUGGCCCAUAUCCAGAAGCGGAAGCACUUUAAUGAGCGAGAAGCCAGCCGAGUGGUGCAGGAUGUUGCCGCUGCUCUUGACUUCCUGCACACCAAAGGCAUUGCUCACCGCGAUCUGAAGCCAGAAAAUAUAUUGUGUGAAUCUCCAGAAAAGGUGUCUCCAGUGAAAAUCUGUGACUUUGACUUGGGCAGCGGGGUGAAACUGAACAACUCCUGCACCCCCAUAACCACACCAGAGUUGACUACUCCAUGCGGCUCUGCAGAAUACAUGGCCCCAGAGGUGGUGGAGGUCUUCACAGAUGAGGCCACUUUUUAUGACAAGCGCUGUGACCUGUGGAGCUUGGGUGUGGUCCUCUACAUCAUGCUGAGUGGCUACCCGCCCUUUGUAGGUCACUGUGGGGCCGACUGUGGCUGGGACCGGGGAGAGGUCUGCAGGGUGUGCCAGAACAAGCUGUUUGAGAGCAUCCAGGAAGGCAAGUAUGAGUUUCCUGACAAAGACUGGGCGCACAUUUCCAAUGAAGCCAAAGACCUCAUCUCCAAGCUUCUGGUUCGAGAUGCAAAGCAGAGACUGAGUGCUGCCCAAGUUCUGCAACACCCAUGGGUGCAGGGGCAAGCUCCAGAAAGGGGACUCCCCACGCCGCAAGUCCUCCAGAGAAAUAGCAGCACAAUGGACCUGACACUCUUUGCAGCUGAGGCCAUUGCCCUUAACCGCCAGCUGUCUCAGCAUGAGGAGAAUGAACUGGUAAAGGAGUCAGAGGCACUGGCCAAGGGCCUCUGCUCUGUGAAGCUUUCCCCUCCCUCCAAGUCACGCCUGGCACGCCGGAGAGCGCUGGCCCAGGCAGGCCGCAGUGGAGAUGCAGGAACGGGCCCAACACCCACAGCACUCUGACCCCCUCCAGUCACAUCUUCCAGGCCAUAGGCCUGUCCAGGCAUUUCUCCCCCCACUUCCCACCCCCUGAGAAACCUGUGAGGCCGAAGUCUGCAGAGCAGGCAGAGGGGUUUUAUAGCUCCAUCCAGGAAGGCCCUAAGGUCUCCACCCACAUCCCCCCAUUUCUCCAGAGUCCUCAAGGAAAAAGCUUUUUCCAAAGGGGUUGUCUUUGAGAAGGAAAGCAAUCACUUGUCACUUUGCAUAAUCAUCUGCAGCAGGGACAUCUCUGCUGGGCUUUAGCCCACCUGCUCACCCUUCUGCCUAUCCAGGAUCCUUCCCGCUCUCACUGGCAGGCAGCAAUGGCGACUGGGGCUCUAGCCUUCAGGGAGCCAGCCUUGAGAAGCAUCCGAUGACAGAGGCUCUUUCAUCUCUCUGUACCUUCACCUGCCUCUGGCAGUCCUUCCACCUUCCUCUGUCCUCUGGAUGUCCUCCCCCACCUUGGCUGAGCAAAGCAGUCCCCUCAAUUCAGGGGAGGGCAAGAAGCCUUCCACAUUCAGGAAGCCAGAUCAGUCUUCCAGUCUGCAGCACAGAGAAGCAAGCACAUAAUCUUUCUUUGCUGUGACCGAAAUGUAUCCCUCAUUUAUCAUCCUCUGCCUUGUUGGGGAUUGCUGCUAAAAUCAGUAUUAUUUUGUUUUUUAAAAUAUUUGUUUUUUUAACCAUGCUCUCCCAGCAAAGAUGGGACUUUAAAUUCCCAUUGCCAACAAAGGCUUUUCAGAGUAUGUCAGGCUCACUCUUGUUUCCUGAAUCCAUGCAUUUGAAAGGUUUUAAUCAGCUGUUUCUUAUUACUCUAACUGGUUUUAAGCUGUAACCAUGAGACUGCUGGCCUGAUGGGGCAGGCAGCUCCAGUCAGGGCAGUUAGGAGUCACGUGCCUGAUGUGGAGCCACAUCGCAGCAGCGGGGCCCCUCCGGUCUGAGCACUGCCUGCUGCUGGAGACAAUGAAGGCACGUCCAGGCCGGAUAGGCUGAGUUACCUGAAGAAAACCCAUUUGUAUAAGUCAGACAUUUAUACAACACAAGGAUGGUAUUAUACAUCAUGCUUAUUUUAAUAAAGCUGUUUUAAAUUCUA
Manis javanica (Malayan pangolin) is the source of this 3067-nucleotide messenger RNA. RefSeq names its product MAPK interacting serine/threonine kinase 1. The record is from RefSeq and is a predicted model, not a curated record. Gene Ontology annotation, biological process: protein phosphorylation. Gene Ontology annotation, molecular function: ATP binding; protein kinase activity. NCBI's taxonomy places the organism in Eukaryota, Metazoa, Chordata, Mammalia, Pholidota, Manidae.